AGAUAUGAAGAAUGUUCUACAGAGACACCGAUUAUCAGAAAGUGGCUACAUGGUUACAUUUCAACUUGAAUUUCAGAUUCUGGAAAUGCAGGGAGAACUUGUGCCAGCCAACUUCCUCUGUGAGGCCUACAGGGAGAAACUCUCCAAGGCAGAAAUUUUGGAGAAAAUGGUGCCUUCUGUGCUGUUCUGGGACCCCAUCUUCCUCCCCACAACUAGGGGCAGCAACCGAAGGUUCACUGCAACAGAGCAUGAGCUCAACAGAGUGUUCAAAUGUUGUAUCACCACAUCAAUGCGUGGAACCAACUUCAGAACCUGAAACAGCUAUUUUGGAGGAUGUGAAACUCAAAUUAUCUCGUUCAGAGGCUGUGGAGUUUCAGACAGCUCCCGAAGAGACUCCAGAGCUCCAUCAGGCAACAAUGCCGGUUCCAUCAUACGAGUCUACCUGGCCUUCAUCUGUGACCGUAGAAAAGGUGCUGAUUAAGUAUAAAACUCAACUCUGGAUAUUCCAGCCCAAAUUGGUGGCAGAGCAAUUAAUGCUAACCGAUAAUGAAAAUACAUCAGCCUCCAUGUUGGAUGAGCCCUGCAAUGAGCAAGGCAGGAACUCUGCAGAAUUUGGUGACCGAAAUAUUGAACUCUGCCUUAUGUAAGGACACCACCUGUAUCCACAACUUUCUGGGCAGCUAUAGAUGCUUCACUACCACCGAGCAGAUGCUGGAUGUGCUUUUCACUUGGUUUGACUCCAACGAAGAUGACAGGCCAGAGGAAGAACUGAAAAAAUCUAGCUACAGCUCCAAUUUUGGCAUUACAACCAAAUCCAGAGCUUGAGCCAAAUUCCUCAGGAGCACCAGAGGUGGAGCUGCCUCCUGUGGAGAUGCCAGGAUAUAAGAGUGGUCCAUUUGGAGAGCAUUUAAGGCCUCAAUUCUUGGACAUGGAGCUUGACCUGAUCAGGGA
Messenger RNA from Castor canadensis (American beaver), 951 nucleotides. NCBI's taxonomy places the organism in Eukaryota, Metazoa, Chordata, Mammalia, Rodentia, Castoridae. The record is from RefSeq and is a predicted model, not a curated record.